GGCCUUACCCGCGUGCUUUCAUGCGGGACGCUCUUCAGGAAGGUGUUACACGGGGGAGGCUCUUUGGCCGCGGACGCCCAAGCGGAAGUUGUUUUCCUAGCGGAGACGGCGGUGGGGGUGGAGUCGUCCGAGGGGAACGUGGGUUGAACGUUACGGGUAGGUGGUGUGGAGCUCAAGCUGGAACAGGAGUUCGGACCGAUUCUACACGAAGAAGGGGUGUGCUUCGGGCCGGAUUCAUUGAAAAAUCCUUAGUGAUAUUGACAUGUUCCAAGUGACAUAAAUUAGCCAAUGACUCGGAUUGAUGGAGUCUCUGAAGAUUGGAAAUGGUUUGCCACGGGUUGGACCGGGGACUGAUAUAGGGAUAUCUUCACUCCCCAAGCUGGGGUACUUGGGAAAAAAUUAUGAUUCAGCUAAAGUUACAACAGAUGGGCAUUGCCCUGCUUGUAGAGCAAAAGGAAAGCUAAACACCUUAAAAACUUACCAAAUUAACUUCCAAGAAUCUAUCUUUUUGUGCGAGGAUCUUCAGUGCAUUUAUCCUUUGGGCUCUGAAUCCCUUACUAAUUUAAUUUCUCCUGAUUCGGGAGAUUGUCACACUCAAAGUAAACCUCAAAAAAGAAAACGAUUGGAAACCAACGCUAAGUCUUCACUUACUCCACUGCAUUCUAAAAAGGCUAGAAAUCACGUUGUCACUGAUGGGGAACAGAUUUUGAAUGCUAAAUACAAUGGAAAAGUGUGUGGUGAUACCUCAUCAAACUUACCAGAUAACACUGGUCACCAGAAUCAUGUCAGGACAGUUGCUUCCUCGGAGCAGAAGGAGACUUUGGAAGUUGAUACCAUGGACGUGGCUACCACAGAAGAUCCUGCCACAGUUAGUGUCUCUGGAAUGCUUCUCCAGAGUAAAGGAUCUGACCUGGAAAUGCCAUCUGAGAGCAGAUGUUUACCGUUUUGCCAGACUCUCUGUGUCCAGUGGAAAAACUCUCAGGCACUCUGCUGGCUAGACUGCAUCCUCUCAGCCCUAGUGCACCUGGAGGUGCUGAGGAACACUGUCAUGGAGGUGUGCUCCAGAGAGGAGUGUGUGUUUGGGAGGCUGUUUGAAACAUACCAGCAAGCAGAUAAGCUUCUGUACACCCAUCACUUGCAUGGUGUCAAAGGUGAAGAUUGUAAAAAACUGAGAUCAGAAAUACUUGCAGAAAUAGAGACCUCUCUGAAUGGAGUUAGAGAUGAAAUUUUUAUUAAACUUCAGCCUAAGCUUAGAUGCACAUUAGGUGAGAUGGAAAGUCCUGUGUUUGCAUUUCCUGCACUGUUAAAACUAGAACCUCAUGUUGAAAAGCUUUUUACAUAUUCUUUUUCUUGGAACUUUGAAUGUUCCCAUUGUGGACACCAGUAUCAAAACAGGUGUUUGAAGAAUCUGGUCACCUUUACAAAUGUUGUUCCUGAGUGGCAUCCACUCAAUGCUGCCCAUUUUGGUCCAUGUAACAGUUGCAACAGUAAAUCACAAAUAAGGAAAAUGGUAUUGGAAAGAGCAUCGCCCAUAUUCAUGCUGCACUUCGUGGAAGGCUUACCUCGGAAGGAUUUGCAGCACUAUGCAUUUCAUUUCGAAGGUAGUCUUUAUCAAGUCACAUGUGUAAUACAGUACCAAGCAAAUAACCAUUUUAUAACAUGGAUUAUAGAUGCUGAUGGCAGUUGGCUGGAGUGUGAUGACUUAAAGGGUUCCUGUGCUAAAAGGCACAUGACAUUCGAAGUGCCAGCAUCAGAGAUACAUAUUGUUGUUUGGGAAAGAAAGUCCCAAGUACCAACUGAAGAAGCUGCCUGCCUUCCAUGCACAAAGUCGAGUGCACAGCCUGAGUCAGGUGAGGAGCAGCCAGCUUCGCCAACACUGUGUUCUGUGGGUGGGGCUGCCACCUCAGAACCCUCAGUCGCCAGCCCCACAUAUACGCCAGUCGCUCCUCAGACUCUUCCAGAAGUCCAAGCUGUAGCUCAUGGAGAUAGUGUACUUUCAGGAGCAAAAGGCUUCGUUGAAGCUGCCUCUGUUUUUCAGGUUGACUUCAAAGAUUGCCUAUUGGAAGAUAAACCUGUGGCAGAAAGUGCGGAACUUGUCAGAGCACUUUCUUUGCGACCAAAAGACUCACUGAUGACUUCCUUACUGUCUAACCCAUAUGAAGGAAAGCUAGUCGCCCCACCAGUUGUGAGCACAGACCCGGAGGCAGUACCGUCACAGGCAGGAGACACUGUAGUUCCUAACCCUGUGACUGAUGCCCCUGUUCCUGUUCCUGUUCAGGAGUUGAAGUCCAUGGUAGCUGAGAAGGACACUCAGAUACAGUUGCUGUCACAACCUGCCAAAUCUCAGGCAUCUAAUUUGAGAAAAAGAGAAACUGCAGCGUCUUCUAAAACGGUAACAACCAGCUCAUUACAGACUCAGCCUCGGAAAGACGAUCAGAAGAAAGCUUUCGUGGGAAGUUGGGUGAAAGGGCUGUUAAGCAGGGGUGGUGCAUUUAUGCCACCCUGUGUUUUGGCUCAGAAUAGAGCGGUAACUGACCUGCAGCCCUCCGUUAAAGGAGCCAAUAAUUUUGAUGGCUUUAAAACGAAGAAUACAAACAGGAAGGCCAAGAGGAUGUCUAGGAAGGCUUCUAAGCAUGUGGAUGAGCUGCCUGCAGGCAGCAGCUCUCCACCUUCAGGCAGCACAGCUGCUCUGCCCCAUUCUGGUGGGAACGCCCCUUUAGCCUUGUUGAAGGGGCAAGAAAGCUCACGUGCAGCUCCCCUCAGCAGCAAUUCCCAUAGCAGUGAAAGUGCUGUCUCUCCAGCAAGCUGUGGAGAUGCAGCUGAAGAUCAGGUUCAUAAGCUUCGGCUUAAGCUUCUUAAAAAACUAAAAGCAAAAAAGAAGAAACUAGCUGCUCUCAUGUCUUCCCCGAACCGUGGCACCUCCGUAAGUGACCAUUCAGAGCCUGUGUCCAGUUGUGGAUCUCCAAAUGACUCUGAGUCCAUAGAAGAUCUGUUGAAUGAGCUACAGUAUCAAAUUGAUCUUGCAGACAACAAAUCAGGGUGCACCACUGCUCCUGGUGGCACCUCAUGUAACAGCCAGAGUCACGAAGAGAUUUUAGCAGAAUUGCUUUCGCCUCCAGCUCUGUCAGAGCCCUCAGCAAGUGUGGAGUCUGAGUUGAGGUACUUGGAGGUGGGGGACAGCACACCAGCACCUACUGAUUUCAGUGCUGUUUCCCAGAACAGCUCUCUGGGACAGGACCAUAACUAUUGCGGCCCCAAGAAAAACCAGUGUGAAGCUGAGCUACAGUCAGUCACGGACAGUGCCUGCAUAAGAGCCUUGAACUUGGGGAGCCCCAUGAAGACUGAUAUUUUUGAUGAUUUUUUUCCUACUUCAGCACUGAAUUCUUUAACAAAUGACACAUUAGAUAUACCUCAUUUUGAUGAAUAUCUGUUUGAGAAUUGCUGAGUAUUGUUAACGUUUUAGUUUAACACUGAUCACUGCUGCAAGAGAAUGUGACUUGUGGGUAGCGCCGGCUGAAAUGCACACCCUUGUGUUCUAGCCAUGAGGAAGCUGUAAGCUACUGAGGUCUCCUCUGGGUCUACCUGUGAAGCAUGGGACCUACUGUAAAUUAAAACCCUCAGCCUUGUUUUUGUCACUGUCACUUUGUGAUUAUAGGGUAGUAGGUUGUAUACUUGGCUCCAUUAAAUUUCCUGAUUUUAAGAUUUAUGUUGGGGCCUGGGGAGAUGCCUCAGGUGAUAAAGUACUUGCUCUGUAGGCAUGACGGCCCAGGUUCAGUUCUAGAACCACUGUGAAAGGCCAGACAUGGCAAUCAAUGCACAACUGGAGUCCCAGGUCCCAGGACCCAGGAGCUUGCUGGCCAGCCAGUUAAGCCAAAUUGAUGAGCUCCAGUUGCAGUGGAGACCCCAUCUCUAGGAAUGAGAUGGGCACUGACAUUGACCUCUGGCCUCUAAACCAUGCACGCGUAUCCACACAAACAUUUACCACAAAUAAAGUACCUUUUGAAAACUGUUUAGUUCAGGAAAGCCCUAGUUUAUACAAACGAUUUGUGGAAUGCAGCAUGUGAAUGCCUUGGCUUCUGAUCAACCCAAGCCUGAUGCUUCUGUCCUCUCUUCACUAAGGAUGAUAAGAAGCCCCAUCAUUAGAACUUGGAGUAAUGUGAAGUGAGCAGUGUGUGAUGGGUUACAGGAAGUGGUAGUCUAUGAUGCGCUUAAUGUUUAUGUUGUCUUAAAUACCGUCUUUCUUCCCAACACAGUUUCUACACAUACUAGGGUACCUGCUAAUCUUGCUGCUUUUAAGAGUAGUCAUGCUUACAAGCCAAAUUCUAUUAUAUGUGAAGUGAUAAUUUAAAAUUCAGCCAGCCCAUGAGUGAGGUGACGGUCAGUGUUUACAGAUAAGCAGAAUGUGGCUGGUAAAUUAGAUGGAUGAGUUAGAAGUAUUGAACUAGUCAUCCCCUGGCUCCAGAGUAAGUUGGUUGUUCAAAAGCUACUCUAGCUGGAUGGUGAUGGCACACACAGCACUUGGAAGGCAGAGGCAGGUGUUCGAUGCCAGCCUAGUCUAUACAGAGAAACCCUGUUUCAAGAAAACAAAAAGCAAAAGCAUCUCUAGUGAUUUGAGUUAUACUUGAGUUUUGGGUGGCUGGUGAUUGGUGGUAAAAACUUGACCAAGGGACUUUGUAUUUAUUAAUUUGUCUCUCAUAUGUAUUCCUAAGUCUUUUUUUCUCUGAUUGUAUAAAUAAUGCAUGUUCUAA
Mesocricetus auratus (golden hamster) is the source of this 4748-nucleotide messenger RNA. RefSeq names its product ubiquitin specific peptidase like 1 (gene Uspl1). Gene Ontology annotation, cellular component: Cajal body. Gene Ontology annotation, biological process: Cajal body organization; protein desumoylation. Gene Ontology annotation, molecular function: SUMO binding. NCBI's taxonomy places the organism in Eukaryota, Metazoa, Chordata, Mammalia, Rodentia, Cricetidae. The record is from RefSeq and is a predicted model, not a curated record. Bases 302 to 3445 code for a protein of 1047 amino acids. The transcript is spliced from 9 exons.